UUCUAUCAAGUACUCAAGAGUAGUGCGACGUCUACAAAAAGGGACUGCUAUUUGAUCAUGUCUACUCCUUCAAACGUUUCUACCACCAAGGAUUCUAAGGCGAAGCAAGCAUCGACCGCAGAACAGACCAGCGCAGCUCAAUCGAUAACAGCUCCCAAGAGGUCUAGCACGAAAAUCCCAAAGAAAAAAGCGAAGAAGCCAAUCAGCCCAGAAAUUGUGCCGUCCGAGUGGGACACGAGCUCAGACGAAGCAACGAAGUCAGAUAAGCCUAAACCACCGUCUUCAAUCGCACCAGGUUUAAAAAAGUCCUCUACGACCUCCGAUCCGUUUAAGAGCAACAAACCAGUCGACAAGCUCGUCGAUAGCGAUCUCUUGAAGAACAUUAACUUCAAGAAGUCCAUUCCUAAGGGAACGUCGACCGCUACUACCGUCUCAAUCGUUCAGCCAACUGAACCGAUUAACGAAGCCAAGAAUCAACAGCCGGAUCUUUUUCAACAUCCAGUCGAUUCCAGCGCUGCCCAGACUACGAUACAUCCAGCUCCAGUUUCGUCCGUACUUCCCUCUCUCCCAAAAAUCUCGAGCGACGCUACAGUCCAGAAGAAACUCGAGAACUAUUUUGUUCCCCAGGGGAGAACCACUAGAUCGAUCUCAUCUUCAUCGUCUGUUUUGCCGAGCGGUUCUUUCACGACCGAACCCUACGAACCAGCUGAUAGCAGUGAUCUAGAUAUCAUUACAGGAGCCACCGCCCAACUCUGGUCGAAGCCCAAGAUUCCAAAGGGGCCCCUAGAGGAAGACAUUCUACAAAAGUAUCGCCCGUCGUUUCAUCCUCUUCUUCAAACGGUGAAACUACAACAGGAAUACUACCGCAAAGCGCUAGAGACGAAGGACGAAGACUUGAAGAUAGUGGCGUUGAGAGCCGCUUCGUCAGCUCAGUCCAAUCUGCUCAGGGCGAUGAAUCAAGAAGAAUUCCUGAGUUUGUUCAACAGGUGGGACCCGAUAGCGGAGUACCAAGAUUAUCUGACCGGCCAAGCGGGCCGAAACUAUUGGAGGAAGGAAGGGGUAGCAGUGACCCCCUCGCCAUCGCCAGAAGUAGAGAUGAGACCUCCGGAAUCGGUUCAAAGGAACCAGACGACAGACUCAUCGAACCAACGUCAGGCGCAGAUGGACUUUCGCUACUCGGCAGAGAACCCUCCCCCGUCAGCGAACGUACAACCGUACGAACAGUACCGGAACGCUCAGAACAACCCAGAGACGAUUCAGGGUCACCAGCACUACCCCACCGAGGCUCACAAUCGUCCUCACAGUGCAAACAAUCGCAGUCGCAAUCGGAACCGCAACUCGAACAAUCACCGCAACCAAGAAUACAGAGCAACCAAUUUCCGCCCGAGGAAUCCAAACGGGCCUCGCCAGCGCACGAAUUCUCAGACAGCGAGAGAAAACCGUCGCAUCGCUCAUCAAAGAUCGAUACAUCAAGAAAUGAUACGACUCAAUCGCACCACCCAAGCGCAGUACCAAGCCUUGGAGGCGAUGCGCGAACAGAGCGCAGGAUACGGGAGUCGUCGUCAACCCCAAGAGGGAGGGGCGAAUCAAAACUACUAA
Molecule: messenger RNA, 1599 nt
Organism: Puccinia graminis f. sp. tritici CRL 75-36-700-3
Lineage: Eukaryota; Fungi; Basidiomycota; Pucciniomycetes; Pucciniales; Pucciniaceae
Exons: 3
Source: RefSeq, a predicted model, not a curated record